Drosophila bipectinata is the source of this 746-nucleotide messenger RNA. It is a transcript of the gene Obp56c, whose product is annotated as Odorant-binding protein 56c. The record is from RefSeq and is a predicted model, not a curated record. Lineage: Eukaryota; Metazoa; Arthropoda; Insecta; Diptera; Drosophilidae. Gene Ontology annotation, biological process: sensory perception of smell. Gene Ontology annotation, molecular function: odorant binding.
UAAAUCAUUCACCAACCGAGACCGGGAGCUAACUUUUAAUGUAUAUUCAAGCCAGUAUUCUGUCCCUGCUGUGCGUGGCUAUCAGCGAUCUUCUGCCACUGACAUGGGCCCGUUCACUGACCGUCUCCCUCAACAUGUCCAUGACUCGAACUCUUACUCCUGAUCCUCCCAAUGGUACUGAGCCCAAGCUCAGCCAGGACAUGCUGAGGUCCUGCAUGCGCAAGACCGAGAUCUCAAUGUCCCAGCUGAAGCUCUUCCAUAUGAGUCUGCUGAACAACGAUUACAACGCCGAGAACGAGGUGGCCCCGCCUCCAGCCCAAGCCAUGAGUGAUGUCAACGCCCUGGCCGAUCUGGACUUCUCUGGGAACUCCCAGAUGCCAUUCCUCAACUUGAAGCACAACGAGCCGCUCCAGUGCUUCGUCAGUUGCCUGUACGAGAGCCUGGACGUUGACAGAUACAACAUCCUGCUGGAGGAGGCCUUCAAGAACCAGGUCCAGACCAUCAUCCAGCACGAGAAGGCCGACAUCAAGGAGUGCAGCGAUCUCCAGGGCAAGUCCCGCUGCGAAGCUGCCUACAAGCUCCACCUCUGCUACAAUCACCUGAAGACCCUGGAGGCGGAGCAGCGUAUCCGGGAGAUUCUUGAGCGGACAGAGGCCGAGAGCGAUGGACUCGGUCCGGACGGUACCGACUUUAUCGACGGUAUUCAGCACUCCGGGGAAUCGGCCACCGAAUCCAAGCCGGAAUAA